Messenger RNA from Acanthochromis polyacanthus (spiny chromis), 1869 nucleotides. RefSeq names its product homeobox A11b (gene hoxa11b). Gene Ontology annotation, biological process: regulation of transcription by RNA polymerase II; anatomical structure development. The transcript has a single exon. Gene Ontology annotation, molecular function: RNA polymerase II cis-regulatory region sequence-specific DNA binding; DNA-binding transcription factor activity, RNA polymerase II-specific. Gene Ontology annotation, cellular component: nucleus. Bases 257 to 865 code for a protein of 202 amino acids. The record is from RefSeq and is a predicted model, not a curated record. Lineage: Eukaryota; Metazoa; Chordata; Actinopteri; Pomacentridae.
UCCUUUUCCAUGCAGCCACAGGUCCACUUUGUGCACUCUUUGACUCAUAUAGCCUACACGUUCAGACGUAGGCUAUCUGUCAUUUUGUGCCAGUGGUCACAUGGCUUUGGCCCUCAGGAAUGGAUAGAGAUGGAUCCCCACGUCAGCUUGUACGUCUAAGGAUUUCUGCUCCACCAGUCUGCCUCAAAGUGACUGGAGCGCAGCGACGCGGAGGAACUAUGCGAGGAUUAUUAUAGGACGUUUCCAACAGCAGAAUAUGGAUUUUGAUGAACGGAUCUCUGGCUCCAAUAUGUAUUUACCGAGCUGCACUUACUACGUCUCCGGAGCAGAGUUCUCGGGUCUCCCUCAUUAUUUAACCCAGAGCCAGUCCUCUUGCCCCAUGACAUACUCGUACCAGUCCUCAGCGCUGCCACAGGUCCCGUCCGUCAGAGAUGUGGCUUUCAGAGACUAUGGCAUUGAUACUUCAAGUAAAUGGCACCACAGCAGGGGGAGCCUGUCACACUGCUACGCUGAGGACAUCGUGCACAGGGACAGCUGGUCGAGCCCAGGCUCACGGGGGGGAGAGAUCCUGGUGAAAGGCGGCUCCGGCGUCAGCCACUCCAGCUCCUCCAACCCGACGCCGGGCUUCUACGGUAGCGUUGGCAGGAACGGGGUGCUGCCGCAGGCUUUCGACCAGUUCUUCGACACGGCCUACGGGAGCGCGGAGAACAGCACAACGCCGACGGCACAGGCGCCGGACGCGGACAGACACGCCAAGGCGAGCCCCGCUCCUGCGCACUCGGGCUCGGACACGGCGGAGAGCUGCAGCCCCAAGUCGUCCUCCGGCCACAGCGAGGAGAAGCAGAGCAAAAGCAGCAGUGAGUGAACCUGCUUAAUGCAAGGAACCAAAUCUAUCGCGUUGCUCUUAAACCUUUUUAUAUGCAGUUUUAUAAGCACGUAAGGUUUAUGGAGGGCCUGCAGAUUUAGCCUGUAACAAAACUAUGUUAUAAACGACAAGAUCACGUGCUUGGGAUUGAAAUUGGCCGUGAAGACUUUGGCGUUAAGAUUGUCUUCAAGAUUUCAAACAAGAUCUCCACUUUUUCCCACACAUUUGUGUUUAUAUUGGCUUCUAUAAUUACCCUGUAAAACAUACAUGGCAGAUUCGUUUUUGUUAAUAAAAACACUAUUGAAAUAACAACUUAGAUAUUUCAAAUACGCCCCUACCCAUGUGAUUCUAAUGAAUUUAUUGCUCGUAUUUCUGCCUCUUUUUUUGAUUUAACGUUGGGUUUAUUUUGUGCUGGCUGCACUGGGCUGCUGGGCCAUUUCAGUUUGACUUUGGACAAGACUUUUUAGCUCUAACCCUGCUUCUCAGCAUAAAUAUUUACAAAUUCUCAGGAUUUGUAAGGAUUUAAUCCAACGACUGCUUUCCAUGACGGAAUUUACUCCACUAAGGCUAAAAACAACAGCUCCUUUACACACAGUGAAACCAAAAGCGGACAGUAAAAGCGUAUCAAGAUAUAUGAUACUCUCCUGUUUGGUUUAGGCCCACGCCCUAACUCUUAAAAAGAAGCCAAUAUGGUUUUUACAGAUUUCAGUAAGUUUUCACUACUUCCGACAUGCAGUCCUUCAAAGUGUUCCACUGUCAGGCUACAGGCUUUGUUUACAAAUCUCGGUCCUGUAGGCCUGAGAGGAGAGGGAGACACUUGAACUCCAAAAGCUCACUCUGGACCACCAGCCACUGCUGCAGCUGCUUCAAAAGCAAGAAGUACACUUGUGAUUUCAUGUCGUGGCUAUAAUCUCUGAUUUCUUAUGUGUGUGUGUUUUCUCCAGGUGGCCAGAGGACGCGCAAAAAGAGGUGUCCAUACUCCAAGUAUCAGAUCAGGGAACUCG